GGGGGGGUCCUGGUCUUUGGCUCCUCGACUCGGUCCUGUUUCGACAGCGAACAUGUCUCGGCCUGUCAGAAAUAGGAAGGUCGUUGAUUAUUCACAAUUUCAGGAAUCCGAUGAUGCUGAUGAAGAUUAUGGAAGAGAUUCAGGCCCUCCAGCUAAGAAAAUCCGAUCAUCUCCCCGAGAAGCUAAAAAUAAGAGGCGAUCUGGAAAGAAUUCACAGGAAGAUAGUGAGGACUCAGAAGAAAAAGAUGUGAAGACUAAGAAGGAUGAUUCUCAUUCAGCAGAGGACAGUGAAGACGAGAAGGAAGACCAUAAGAGCGUGCGCCAGCAACGGCAGGCGGCCUCUAAGGCAGCCUCCAAGCAGAGGGAGAUGCUCAUGGGCGAUGCGGGCAGUGAGGAGGAGCAAGAGGAGGAGGACGAGGCGCCAUUCCAGGAGAAAGACUCCGGCAGUGAUGAGGAUUUCCUAGUAGAAGACGAUGAUGAUAGUGACUAUGGCAGUUCAAAAAAGAAAAACAAAAAGAUGGUUAAGAAGUCGAAGCCUGAGAGAAAAGAAAAGAAAAUGCCGAAGCCCAGGCUAAAGGCCACAGUGACACCAAGUCCUGUGAAAGGCAAGGGGAAAGUGGGUCGCCCCACAGCUUCAAAGGCAUCAAAGGAAAAGACUCCUUCUCCCAAAGAAGAAGAUGAGGAACCAGAAAGCCCUCUGGAAAAGAAAACGUCUUCAAGCCCUCCACCUGAGAAAUCUGGGGAUGAAGGGUCUGAAGAUGAAGCCCAGUCUGGGGAAGAUUAAAAGUGAUGAUGGUCUGGGGAGAGAUUUUAUUUAAAAAACAAAAAAAAAAAGAGAAAAAAAGAAAAAAAAAAAAAAGAGGGGAAAAAAAAAGAAAAGCUACUUAAGAUAGAAUAUGGUUUUGGCUAUGGCUUGACUCAUGGGCUUUCAACGCUUUUUUCCCCUUUUGUUGAAAAUAACGUUUUCUUCUUUUCUUCUUUUUCUUCUUUUUUUAAAGAAAAGCAUUGUAUGUUUAAUUUACCUUUUUUGUCUAUUGGUCUCUUCGUCAUGACCCCCUCUUCCCCCUCCCCCCCUUUCCCAAUGAAAGCCAUGUUAAAUUAAUCACUGGAUUGACUGCUUCAUCUUUUUAUUUUUAAUGGAGGGUAUGCCACAGUUGUAAAGCAAUAAGAUUUGAGGUAAACACUAUGAAAAUUUUGCUUUUUGCUAAAUGGUAGCAAGUUGAACAGGAAUCAAAAAAUGUAGAAGGUUUUAGUUAAAAGUUAGUGCUUCUUUCUCUACCUGAAUUAAAAAAAAAAUCAAUUGUCAUCUAAUACAAGUUUAUAUUCUAUAUACAAAAAUACGGAUGUCUAAAAAAUCAUGAUGUUAAACUUCCACUGAUGGGGCAGGUAGGAGAUAAAGAUGAAUUCUGAACUGCUACUAAAGGUAUUCAUGUUUUAUACUGUGGGGUCAGGGAACUGAGGUUACCUGACCCUGUUUGGGGAUAUAGGUUUGCUUGUUUUUAGUUUCAUCACUUGUUAUCUCUAGGAGACU
Budorcas taxicolor (takin) is the source of this 1531-nucleotide messenger RNA. It is a transcript of the gene NUCKS1, whose product is annotated as nuclear casein kinase and cyclin dependent kinase substrate 1. NCBI's taxonomy places the organism in Eukaryota, Metazoa, Chordata, Mammalia, Artiodactyla, Bovidae. The record is from RefSeq and is a predicted model, not a curated record. Gene Ontology annotation, molecular function: double-stranded DNA binding; single-stranded DNA binding. Gene Ontology annotation, cellular component: cytoplasm. The coding region runs from base 53 to 784 and encodes 243 amino acids. The transcript is spliced from 7 exons. Gene Ontology annotation, biological process: interstrand cross-link repair; double-strand break repair via homologous recombination.